AAACGUGCAUCACACAUCAGAAAGGCAAACUGAGUCUGCAACGAACGAAAUUACACAUCAGCGAGAAAUAACAAUGGUGACUGACGUGCAGCUGGCCAUCUUUGCCAACAUGUUGGGUGUGUCUCUGUUCCUGCUGGUGGUUCUAUAUCACUAUGUAGCUGUCAACAACCCCAAGAAACUGGAGUAGAACUGCCCUGAAGAGGAGCUGGCAGCUGAGGGGGACCAGAGAGAGACGCAGUAAGACGCCUCUCCUCACAGGUGGCAGCUGAGGGGGACCAGAGAGAGACGCAGUAAGACGCCUCUCCUCACAGGUGGCAGCUGAGGGGGACCAGAGAGAGACGCAGUAAGACGCCUCUCCUCACAGGUGGCGGCUGAGGGGAACCAGAGAGAGCAGCAGCCUCUUCUUCAUCGUUCAUCUUUUCUCCUUCCCUGUCUGUCUCUCUCAGCCUGUACAGGAGUGUUUUCUAAUAAAAUGCCUGUCAACAAAUGCC
Molecule: messenger RNA, 491 nt
Organism: Oncorhynchus keta (chum salmon)
Lineage: Eukaryota; Metazoa; Chordata; Actinopteri; Salmoniformes; Salmonidae
Gene: ost4
Product: oligosaccharyltransferase complex subunit 4 (non-catalytic)
Exons: 3
Coding region: 74-187 (37 amino acids)
Cellular component (GO): oligosaccharyltransferase complex
Source: RefSeq, a predicted model, not a curated record